AGCAGCGACCAAUCACCAUGCCAUUACAGGCUUCAGAGGAAGCUGUUUAUGUGACUCCAGCGCUAAUUAGGCUCAUGAACUAACAAAUCGCUUGCACAACUGGCGAGGAACCGAUCACAUCCAUGGAUUGUCUGGAGCAGUCGGCUAUCUUUAUGGCGAUUUGUUGAUACUUUCGGCUUCUAUUCUUUCUACAAUCCGUUUCAGAGUUAUUUAUUGCUGACAAACUUUCGUCUUUCUUCGGUGUGGAGUAUUUUCUAGCGAAAACGCCUGCACCUCUUCAACUUAAACUGGGGAAUUUUGACUACCAAACCAUGUUUCAACCUACACCGAAGAGGUGUUUCACUAUUGAAUCGUUGGUAGCGAAGGAUAAUCCUCUACCGGCGUCGAGGUCCGAGGAACCCAUUCGACCAGCGGCUCUCAGCUAUGCAAACUCGGGCCAGAUGAAUCCAUUUCUUAACGGCUUUCAUUCCAGCGGCAGGGGCGUCUAUUCAAAUCCGGACUUGGUGUUCGCUGAGGCGGUUUCACAUCCUACAAACUCCGCUGUCCCAGUGCAUUCAGUACCCCCACCACAUGCUUUGGCUGCUCACCCUCUUUCAUCCUCACAUAGUCCGCACCCUCUUUUUGCCAGCCAGCAAAGGGACCCCUCAACCUUUUACCCAUGGCUAAUACAUAGAUAUAGGUACUUGGGACACAGAUUUCAAGGAAACGAAACCAGCCCGGAGAGCUUCCUAUUGCACAAUGCACUGGCCAGAAAACCCAAAAGAAUUCGGACAGCUUUUUCACCCUCGCAACUUCUGCGGCUUGAGCACGCUUUUGAAAAAAACCAUUACGUCGUAGGAGCCGAAAGAAAACAGCUUGCACACAGCCUUAGCCUCACAGAAACUCAGGUAAAAGUGUGGUUUCAGAACCGAAGAACCAAGUUCAAACGCCAAAAGUUGGAAGAGGAGGGUUCGGAGUCACAGCAAAAGAAGAAGGGAACCCAUCACAUAAACCGAUGGAGACUCGCAACUAAACAAGGAAGUCCAGAGGAAAUCGACGUCACGUCAGACGAUUGAAAGACUAAAUUGUUUGAACAUGGGACAUCAGCGUGUCGUGAAGGAUGACAUGGAUAACGAUGUUUAAAGACAGAGAGAGGGUAAAGCCAAUGUCACAUUUCGAUUCUACGGAGAUCGGCAGCUGAGGGUGAGAUAGAUCCUAUUGGUGGCACUGCUGUCACUACUAUGGUUCUGUCAAUCCGUAUCAAAUUGCCUUGGCAAAAGUGAUUGACAGUGUCGCAGUCCACCUGACCCCUUCCACGCACCAACCCACCACUACAAUUUCACACGUAUCACCCAAAAAUGUAUCUCCAAUUCACAUUGGACAUUUGCACUUCUGAAAGUUAAAAGUUUCCACUCAAGAUACCAAAAUACAAAACUGUUUUUGUAAAACUUGAAAUGCAUGGUAGAAUUUCUGGUAGUUGUUUUAAUUUGACACAUUACUAAAAAAUAACUUGUUUUUACUCUAUUUUCAAUCUCAGAGAUGUUGUGCUUCUUCCUUUUUACAAAGUGUGCAGUCUUUUAAUUAAUAAUUCUCGUGUUAAAGUGAUUGUGAAAACAGUAUGAAGUAGCGGUGCUGCGUUAUAGUGUUUUUAAAGAAAAGAAUAAUUAAAAUUAAUUUCAAAACUUUAUAAAAGUUUAUCAUACCACAGAUAAAGUACUUUAAAGGAAGGUAUCAGGACAUUCCUUUAAUCUAAAGCUUUACCAAGUAUCCGUUAUUCUGGCCCUAGCAUUGUCAGGUCUUGACCCUCCCAUGAGAGUUGCCACGAAGGACUAUUACAGAAUUGACAGCCGUAGAGGCGAGAAAUCUUCAAGCACUGAGCGUAUUCCAUGUACAGAGAUACUAAAAGUUAAUGUUUCUGUUAAACCCUCUUUUACCAGAAUGUAAAUACUUUUGUGUUUGUGUUAAGUUUGCUACAAUUUUAACACAAAGUAUACUUCCAAGAAGUAUGUAAUUGUCAAUAUUUUGUCAAUAAAGUUUUAUCAAUAUGAUACAUGAGCAU
Molecule: messenger RNA, 2038 nt
Organism: Hypomesus transpacificus
Lineage: Eukaryota; Metazoa; Chordata; Actinopteri; Osmeriformes; Osmeridae
Gene: emx2
Product: empty spiracles homeobox 2
Exons: 3
Coding region: 312-1055 (247 amino acids)
Biological process (GO): brain development; neuron differentiation; central nervous system development
Molecular function (GO): DNA binding; DNA-binding transcription factor activity, RNA polymerase II-specific
Source: RefSeq, a predicted model, not a curated record